Molecule: messenger RNA, 1222 nt
Organism: Drosophila santomea
Lineage: Eukaryota; Metazoa; Arthropoda; Insecta; Diptera; Drosophilidae
Product: piggyBac transposable element-derived protein 4-like
Exons: 2
Coding region: 125-1108 (327 amino acids)
Source: RefSeq, a predicted model, not a curated record
CGAGAGAGAGUGUUUUUUGAGCACGCUCAUUUUUUAGUUUUGCUCAGUCGUGUUCUGCAGCUUGUCGGUGGUGGUCAUCAAAUUGUGUUUUAGUUUAGUUUUUUCCUGAAUUAACUCAAGUAUAAUGGAUCGAAAGAAAUGCUUAGAUGAUACACAAAUUGCUGCACUUUUGCAAGGGCUUACAGACGAUUCAGAUUUGUCGGAUAUAAACAGUGAGUCGGGAGAUGAAGUAUUUGAAGACGAUGUUCAGAGCGACGUAGAAGAUGUUGAAGUUGAACAAUCCGGUGAAAUUUCAAAUUUGUGUGAAGACGAACAAGCAACAUAUACUGAUUGUCACGUGUCUUCGAAAAGUCGUAUACGAACGUUCUCUGUGCCUAAGAUAAGAUCCAAAAAUAAGUACUGCUGGAGUACUUCAAAAGGAAAAGAUACUGGCAAAGUUAGUGCUAUAAAUAUUGUUCAAACGGCAAGAGGUCCUACUAGGGCAUGCAAAUUACUAUUAGAGCCGCUCUCAUGUUUUAACUUGUUCUUUACCGAUGCUAUAAUUCUUGAAUUAGUAACAUGGACAAAUACGGAAAUAGGCUUGAAUCGGAAAAGCAAUAUGACCAAAGCCACUUUUGGAGACACAAAUAUACAUGAAAUCCGUGCUUUGAUCGGAAUACUCGUUUUGACAGCUGCUCUAAAGGACAACCACCUAACAACAGACGAAAUAUUUAACAGCAAUUUCAGUGGUACAAGGUAUUGUUCGACUAUGAGUCGCGAUAGAUUUAAUUUUUUAAUUCGGUGCCUGCGAAUGGACGACAAAUCAUUGCGCCCUUCUCUUCAAAUUGCUGAUCGAUUUAUGCCUGUCCGGAAGGUUUGGGAUAUGUUCAUUGAGCAAUGCAAAACCAGUUAUACACCAGGAUCGCAUACAACAAUUGAUGAACAGCUGUUGGGUUUUCGUGGUCGAUGUCCAUUUAAGAUGUACAUCCCUAAUAAGCCAAAUAAAUAUGGCAUAAAAAUAGUAAUGAUUUGCGACAGUGCCACAAAAUAUAUGUUUAAUGCCAUUCCAUAUCUAGGCAAAUCAACAAAUAAUCACGGCAUCCCUUUGGGCGAAUAUUUUGUUAAAUAAUUGUCAAAACCAAUACAUGGUACUUCUCGCAAUAUUACUUGUGACAAUUGGUUUACAUCAGUUCCACUGGCCAAGAACUUGCUCAAAGAACCAUACAAAUUGACUCUUGACUCU